Messenger RNA from Seminavis robusta, 1206 nucleotides. NCBI's taxonomy places the organism in Eukaryota, Bacillariophyta, Bacillariophyceae, Naviculales, Naviculaceae. The record is from the annotation of a GenBank genome assembly.
AUGAUGUAUGCCAGUGCUGGUAUCGAAGACGAAUUUGCUUCUAUUGACGGUGCUUCAGGAGCAGGAGACUAUGACGAGCCAUCUCCCAAUUUGGAAGUGAUAUACCAAGCCUUUGGCGAACAUGCUGAUCUGUAUAAGGAUGUUCUGCAGGUGAAAUCUUCGGCGACAGCUGAGCAGAUUCAAAUGGCUUACUUUGAUCGUCGGAGUGAGCUCUUUGCUCUAUUAGCCAGCAUUGAUUCCGAAGAAGAGCAAGAUGAUAUCACAGCCUCGCAUCGAUUCCACGCAGAGCGAAAGAUGGACGCCGUGGUGAUGGCAGUUAGGAUUCUGGGGGAUCCCCAAUUACGGGAAGAAUACGAUAAUGUGGUGUUGAGACAGACAAAGAAACAACCGCAAGAACCGCCAUCUGGUGGCAAUGGUAGUGGAGCUUCCAGAUCUUCCAGCACGAGGGAACCCGAUGGAGUCUAUGCGGGUUUAGCAGAAAUUUCAACCGAGGAGCCACCAGCAUCUCCCAGAGCUACCCGGUCUCCUAAGCGACGGACACCCAAGCGAAGAUCUCCACGCCAUGUUUCGCCCUCCGAAAAUGAUACCUCCGAUGAUAACGCCAAUCCAAUGUCAUCCGAUGAAAUGCUUAUGAAUCAGUAUGAUCCACACGAUCGACACCAUCAUCAUUCAACAGAUCCUGAAUAUGAGUUUAUCUCACUCAGCAACACCGGCAGUGGGAGCAAAGGCAGCGGCAAGAACAAACACAAGAAGAGCCACAAGAAGAAACACCAGGAAUAUCACCCAAGCAACCACCAUCAACACGACCAGUAUCCAAAUGAGAGUGCAGACCUAAGCACACUGAACUCCAUGAACCGGGACGAUGAUACAUAUCCUGAGACCUCGGCGACCUAUGACACCAACACCUACCAAGAUGAAACGACUUUAGACAGGACAUGGGAAGAACAAGGAACCAUUGUAUCGGGCUCAACCAACGGAGAUUGGACUCGAGACGGGGCUCUUGCCCCCAGUGGAACUAGCACGCUCUCUGCUAUUACCCGUGGAGGGAUUGUCUCGCGUAUUCAGGAGGAAGUGGCUGGAACGGUGGAAGAUACAUUAGUGUCGUUUGAACAGGUUUUGAAUGCUUUUACUUUGCAAGAGAGAGAAAUUCAAGCAGUGAUGGGACGGAUUGACAAGGCCAAGCGACAGCUACGAAAACGAAGGUAG